Messenger RNA from Puntigrus tetrazona (Sumatra barb), 5100 nucleotides. RefSeq names its product volume-regulated anion channel subunit LRRC8E. NCBI's taxonomy places the organism in Eukaryota, Metazoa, Chordata, Actinopteri, Cypriniformes, Cyprinidae. The transcript has 3 exons. Bases 164 to 2566 code for a protein of 800 amino acids. The record is from RefSeq and is a predicted model, not a curated record. Gene Ontology annotation, molecular function: protein binding.
GGCUCUCACGAUCAAACGUGUUCUUCUUCUGGGAGGCGCUUCUUGAACUCUUCGAGGAGAAACUGAGCUGAGGAGAUCUUCGGUGUUUGACUCCAGACUCGAGGAGAUGCAGUGAUUCUGAGGAACAGACUGGAUCUGUCCUUCUCCUCUGGCCGGUGUGAAGAUGAUUCCUGUGAAUGAGUUCCGGAGCAUCACGACCGAGCAGAACCCUCAGUUCCGGGUCCUGAAGCCCUGGUGGGACGUUCUGUCUGAGUACCUGGGCAUCGCCAUGUUGAUGAUCGGCGUGUUCGGCUGCACGCUUCAGCUGACCCAAGACAAGAUAUCAUGUCUGCCAAACCGAUUUACGGAUCUCUCUGGCGAAGACAGAGACUGCAGUCACCUGCGGCAGAACAGAGACAACCAGAGUCUGUGGGAGUUCGCCAUCACCAAACAUCUCGCUCCGAAUGUGGUGGAGGUGUUCGGUCGGAAGAACGGCCUGGAUAUACACCAGUACGAGUUCAUCAACCACUUCUGCUACGAGCGGGCUGUGCACUGGUACGGAAAGUACUUCCCCUACUUAGUGGUCAUUCACAGCAUGAUCUUCAUGGUGGCCAGCAGCUUCUGGUUCAAGUUCCCAGGGACGUCAUCGAAGAUUGAGCUGUUUGUGAUUAUACUGGGCAAAUGCUUCGACUCUCCCUGGACCACCAGAGCCAUCAGCGAAGUCUAUGAAGAACGACGAGAGGAGAGAAUGGUCGUGUGGAGAAAGACUACGAUGGUCAAAUCGGACGACAGUGAGGUAUCUCCAAUCCUAGCCUCCAUAAAGUCCACCUCGGACCAGAAGCCGUCAGAAACGACCACCUCACUCUUGGAUAAGAAAGAAGGAGAGCAGGCCAAGGCCCUAUUCGAGAAAGUCAAGAAGUUUCGGACGCAUGUGGAAGAAGCGGAUCUGCUUUACUUCAUGUACGUCAUACAGACGGCGCUGAAGGUCUUCAAGUUUGCUCUGAUUACUGUUUACAGCGUGGCGCUGGUCCCCAAUAUCCAGAUCGUGGUGAUGUGCUCAGUGCCUCCGGAUCUGACUGGCUUUGCCGCAUUCUGCUGCAACUACAAUAAAGCACAUCUGUUCUCUAAGUUAGCCUACUGCUACAUAUGUUUUGUUGGUGUUUACGGUCUGCUCUGUGUUUAUUCGCUCUAUUGGUUGUUUCACCGACCACUAAAAGAGUAUUCCUUUGAGGCGGUUCGCUUGGAGACUGGAAUUAAUGACAUCCCAGACGUCAAAAACGACUUUGCGUUUCUCUUGCAUCUCAGCGACCAGUACGACGCCCUGUACUCCAAACGUUUCGCCGUCUUUCUCUCUGAGGUCAGCGAGUGCCGUUUACGCCAGCUCAACCUCAACAACGAGUGGACGGCUGAUAAACUCCGCGCUCGUCUGACGCGCAAUGCCUCCGAGAGGCUGGAGCUGCACCUGUUCCUGCUCCCAGGGUUACCAGACACCGUGUUUGAGAUCUCUGAGGUUGAGUCGCUCAGACUGGAGCUCAUCAGUAACGUGACGGUGCCCGGAAGCGUAUCGCAGCUCACCGCCUUACAGGAGAUGGUGCUGAUCCACAGCCCGGCCAAGCUCCAGCUGGCGGCCCUUACUCACCUGCGUGAGAACCUGAAGGUCCUGCGCUUGGUCUUUGAGGGCCCAGAGCAGGUGCCGCUGUGGAUGUACACCUUACAGAGCCUGGAGGAGCUGCACCUGAGCGGCUCUCUGAGCACCGAGCUCUCCCGGAGUCCGGCACUGGACUCUCUACGUGAGCUGAAGAACCUGCGGGUGCUGACCUUACGCUGCAAGUUGACCAAGAUCCCGCCCAGCGUGGUGGAUGUGUCCGGCCAGCUCCUGCGGCUCUGCCUUCACAACGAGGGGACCAGGCUCCAGGUCUACAACAGCCUGAAGAAGCUGGUGAACCUGGGUGCUCUGGAGCUGACCGGCUGUGGUCUGGAGCGGAUCCCUAGCGCCGUUUUCAGCCUGUCCCUCCUGCAUGAGCUGGACCUCCGGGAGAACCGGCUCACCGCCGUGGAAGAGAUACUGAGUCUGCAGCACUGUCGCCGGCUCACCACCCUCAAACUCUGGCACAACGAGAUCUCCUGCUUGCCCGAGUACAUUAGCAAGCUCCGGGCGCUGGAGACGCUGGACCUCAGCUGGAACAAGAUCCGCAGGCUGCCGCCGCGCCUCUGCUACUGCACCAAGCUCCGACACCUGGACCUUUCCCACAACCAGCUGGUGUCUCUGCCCUCGGAGAUCGGCAUCCUUCAGUGCCUGCAGGUCCUCUCGCUGGCCUUCAACUCACUGGAGAGCCUCCCAGAUGAGCUGUUCUCCUGUAAGAGGCUGCAGGUGCUGGCACUGGGGAACAACAGCAUCUCCUCACUGUCCCCGCGGGUGGGGAAUCUUGCUCAGCUGGUUCGGCUGGAGCUGAAGGGGAACCGGUUGGAGUCUCUGCCUGUGGAGAUCGCCGACUGCGUCUCUCUCAAACUGGCUGCUCUGAUUGUGGAGGACGAUCUGAUGGACCUUCUGCCUCCAGAUGUGAAGGACAGGAUGAAGCUCAGAUAAUCUCAGCACCGGAAUACUGCCAUUCACACAGUUGUUUUUAUUAAAUAGAGUGUGCUUUGAACAGCUGAUUCACGUGAUGACAUGAGCCAUGUUUCCAUCAAUGCUCUAUUGCGCAUUUUGACGUAUCAUCGAAAAGGAGUGAUUAAAAUGCCAAAAUUCCAAUAAAAAUCCCUUAAUUCGUAGAAAGGUUUUUACGCUUGCUUGAAGUGGUUUGACGUGAAAAAGAGUUAAUAAGAGUAACAAGAGACGGUUAACCCAUUUGCGGUUAAAAAAAUCCUCCAUGCGCACAGGAAAAAAAGUCUUGUAACAUUGCGCUAUGAGACGGCUAACCUGACUGACCAGCUGACUGAUCUUGUGGCACAGCAUCUGAAAUAUUGAUUUGAUCGUUCUGAAAUACCUGGGCAAAGUCUGUCAGCAAAGUAUUUCUGUAUAAAUGUCUUAAACGAUAGCAGCAUCGCCCUCCAAAAGCAUUAACCGUGUUCACUAGUAAUUUAUGACAAAUAUGAAAAUGAUUAUAUUCAGUGGCUUGUCCUAUGUACCAGUUUAUCAGAAAAUUGGGCUUUUUGGAAGGAAAUGGAUCUUGUUGGCUAACAUUUUAUAUGAUAUUUCAGUUUUGCACAAAAUCACCGGAUUAUUGAUGAUAUGAACUCAAGAAUGUACACUGAUUACAGAAAUUACAAGGAAUUAUUGCGUGAACUUUAUAGACUAGAUCACAUCUGAGACGGGCCGUCCGGUCCGGUUCCUGGACAGAUACUUUCAGUUCAGCCCCAGCAGUCACUAAGUGUUCCUUAGGAUUUUAAUUAGCUGUUUUAGGUGUGUAUGAUUAGGGUUAGAGCUGAACAUCUGCUGAAAGAUGAUAUAGAGCACUAAGGUGUACAGUAACUUAAACCUAAACAAAAGGCAGCUGUGAAACCUUGAGCACUAAACACACACUGAACCGAUGAAUAGAUUCAUCCUGAUGUGUCCUCCAGCUCUUUCUGUGUUUCCUCAGUAGUGUUUAAGCUCAGAUGAUAUUUAUCUAUUGAAGUAAAUUCACUUGUGUGAUUAAACAGCAACACCUGAACUAGUCUGAUUGGAAAUGAAUGCUGUUCUUCUUCCUAACAGCAGAGCGAGCUGUUAAAGAAAUGAAGUUCUUAACAAUGAAGCUACUGUGUGUUGUUUGCUGAUGGUGGGUGUGUCUGAGCCAGUGGAAACUUCCACAGGUGUGUGUGUGUGUGGCUUUACCUUUAUACUAGUUGGCAUUCCUUUUCUUCUCACACAGUAAGAAAACAUUGCUCAUGGAUCUUCAGUUCAGUUCAGUUCAAAUGUCUGAUGUCAUAACUAUACUGAUUGACUAGAGCAUUGGUCUCAAACUCAAUUCUUAGAGAGCCACAGCUCUGCUCCAACCCUAAUCAAACACCUGAUCCAGAUAAUCAAGGUCUUCAGGAUAAUUAGAAACUUCCGAACAGGUGUGAUUUGGAGCUAAACUGUGCAGAGCUGUGGUUCUCCAAGAAUUGAGUUUGAGACCAAUGCUCUAGAGACAAGAACACACACACACACACACACUCCUGAGCUGUGACAGCAGCACAAUCAAGUCUACUAGAAUAUAAUGAAAUUCUGACUGAAUGUUUUGUGCAAAGAAAAUAUUUGCUAGUGUAUGCUUAAAAUGUAAGUUAUAUAUCAACCAGCAGAAUGUAACUCGACUGAUCAGUGAACCUUUGAAUGUCCUGAAGCCUCAGAGACUUCCUCUGCUGGAUGAACCGAUGUUCUUAAUGGAAUAGAAUUACCUUAUCAAAUACUGCAUUCAUUUAUCAAGUAGGAAGACUGUGGAUGUCUGGAUAUUUCUGUGAGAUUACGAAAUAAAGUUGACUAGCCCUGAUAUAUUUCUGUAUAUAUACCAGUCUGUCAGUAUUUGUUUACAGGUGCAUCUGAUUUGUUUUUUGGAUAGUUUUUAUUGUACAGUAUUAGCUUGUAGGUUUUGUACACUGGACUUCCUCCAAUAAAAAAACAUCUUUCUCUUGCACAGAGCAAAUCUGAGUCUGCAGAGAUCGUGCAGUUAAAUUUAAUCUGAUCCCAGUUAAAAGUCUCACCCCGAAGGUGAUUUACUCCGGCUGGAUGUGGACUUUGAUCUCAUGCACACACUGUUAUACUGCUGGCGUGAUUAAACAGGUUUGAUUUAUCCUGUAUUUGUGCAGAGUCAGAACUCAAAAAACAACUGAUGCAUCACAGAGAAUCACUCUUUAAAUCAACAAAGUGGCCUGAAGCCCUCGGGGUCUGCAGCAGAUACAGUGAGGACGGAUGAGAAGGAUCCUGGGAGUUUGGCCUGAAUGCAGUGAGCAAACAAACCCACCAUUGUGUCUGCGUCCUCUUUGAGUUGUAAGCGGCCCAGAAAAACAGCAUUUCUGUUCUGUGACAGCACAAUGUUUGCCUUGUACAGUCACACACAUUCCUGCGGAGAAACGAGCCGCUCGGGUCACCUUGAGCUCAGACGGACAGACGCAUCUUCUGGAGGAGUUAGAACUCACAUCAGAUUCAGGGUUAGAGAUCCUGUCUGU